AUGCCUCCAUUUAUCCUCGUCGGCGACAUCAACCGCGGCCUCUACAACUUCUUCGGCAUUAACAAGCUCCACUACGCAAGCCACGACGGUUUCGACGACUACUACGGUAUUGGCAACAUCUACAAUCACUACUUCGACUGCGCCUUUUACAUCCACUACCGCAGCGUCCACUGUCAUGACUAUCAGCAGUUCAAGCAGCUCCAGCAGCUCCAGCAGUUCAGGCAGUGUAUCGUCCACACCCUCGUACCCGGCAGCUCCGAACUACGCGGCUCUGGCCAUACCAGUAACUGGUCAACAAGCCAGCCACUGCCACUGGCUACAGGCGCUUACAACUAUCAAAAGGUGGCUCUGGCCGACAACCCAAAUGUUGUGUAUGAGGUCGAAUGCUGGAUGAAUUCCGGAAGCACCAGUAGUAGCGUCACUAGCAUUCAGAAUGUUUAUUCUCUCGAAAGCUGUAUGGACCUUUGUACUUCAUACGGAACGAGCGCCUGUCUUGUUGCAUACUGGGCCAGCCCUAACCUCUGCCAGCUUUAUAACGUGGUCAAUACCGGUGGCCAGCCUUCUGUGGCUGGCGGGCAGUCCCCGGCCAAGCUGAUCGGCCAAGGCGUUCGCACCGCAAGACUCCUUACAGGCCAACCACAGCCGAAUGUGGUGGACGCAACCUAUCUUCUUGCUCCCGGCUACGAUCUGGGGCUUUGCAACAACAACAAUUACCAAUUGGCCUUCAUCGGCGUGUACUACAACGGCUCUUCUGGUCAGGGUCCUCCCACGAUCAACACGGGUCGCGACAAUGUCUGGUACGUGUCUUGCGGUGCCUCAUUCUACAACUCGCAGUCAGGGACCCAACUUGUCCCAACCUAUUCCGUAUCAACCCCCGUGUUCGGCUUCACUUCACCCCCAGCGACGGCGGAUGACUGUGCGCGAGUCUGUCAAGCGUACCACACUGUCCACCUUGUGAAUUCGAGCGCCCCCGACUGCAACCUCUGGCAGUUUGUGCCUUCGGCUGUGGCAAGUAACAAAUGUCAGCUAUUUCCUUAUCUUUACGGCAUCGCCAAUAACCAAGUUCCGGGGACCACGACGGAUGCGAAUGGUCUCCCCAUUACCGCCGCCGCCAUCCUCCGGGGUAAUUCCGGCAUCGAAUUCUCGAACCAGGCACACUAUAAGAAGCGAUCUCUACCGGCGGCCAUGGACUAUCACCGACGCCAUCCAAGGGAUUCUCUCAUCGACGACGGAAGUAUCCCGGAUGUUAUCAUUAAGUACGACAAGGGGACUGGCAGCUGGGCAGAAGUGAUGUGA
Messenger RNA from Fonsecaea multimorphosa CBS 102226, 1296 nucleotides. RefSeq lists its product as uncharacterized. Bases 1 to 1296 code for a protein of 431 amino acids. The transcript has 3 exons. NCBI's taxonomy places the organism in Eukaryota, Fungi, Ascomycota, Eurotiomycetes, Chaetothyriales, Herpotrichiellaceae. The record is from RefSeq and is a predicted model, not a curated record.